Messenger RNA from Cooperia oncophora, 522 nucleotides. Lineage: Eukaryota; Metazoa; Nematoda; Chromadorea; Rhabditida; Trichostrongylidae. The record is from the annotation of a GenBank genome assembly.
AUGCGACGACUAUUGGACUAUGCUGCUGAGCGACUUCAUAAAGAUCUGCUGAUGCUCAUUGAAGAACGUGAUCGGGCGAUUCACGCCCUUGAGCUUACUCCUGAGCAGGAUGAUGACACUGUCUUCUCAACACAGACCUGCAUUUAUCAGAGGAGAUAUCGAGAUAAGCUAUUGGAGAACAAGCUUGCCCUCGACAAACGUAUCGACCAGGUGUGGUUGAAGCUGAAAGAUAUGGCCGUCGAAGGCCCCAUAGCACAAUUCGUCUACAGCGUGCGACAUAGCUCCGAGUUGACAUUGAAUGUGAAAAGACGACUGAGUCUACGAAGAGAAUCAUUACCGACACCAAAAAAGACCCGUAGCGAUAUCGAGCUGGUUUGCGAUUUCUCACGUCGAUUAUCGCUCGUACGCGAUCAGCUGAAAGAACGAAACUUGGAAGUAGAGGAAGACUCGAGUCGCUCAAUGGAGAGCAUGCUCAGUGCAGUGUCACGUAUCAUCAGUGGCUCUGAGAAAGCCGCCUGCUAA